GGAGCUUCCUGAAGCGAGAGGAGCAAGAGGAGUAAGGAAUGAAAGAAUUCACUCUUCACACCUCAACAACAACGCAAUUGGGUAUUGACCAUUUCGACAUCAUCAAGGAGAAUCAAACUGUCUUCAAACACAACCGCACAGGGUGCGAAGGAGUUACUUUGCAUGACCUUUGGUCUUUCUGCCGCCGCAAAGACACAUAUCAAUCUCAGGUGGUCGUCUACCUACAUUCCAAGGGAUCUUUCCAUGACUCAACUGGGCAAAAACAGCUGCGAGAAUACCUGACAAAGGGCGCUCUUUCGGAAGAAUGCCUCACAUUGCCAAAUCAAUGCAAUGUCUGUUCAACCAGGAUAUCUCCUCUUCCACACCUCCAUGUACCUGGCAUCAUGUGGGCUUCCCGCUGCGACUAUGUUUCCAGGUUGAUUGAUCCUUUAGCAUUUGAAGAUGCAAUGACUUCGUACAUGGGCCGCGCGAAAACAUUGGACCAAAAGUGCAAACAAGGAAGUCCAGCGUGUGUCGGCAGGGACAGAUUUUCUUAUGAGCACUGGGUGCUGUCGCACCCUAGGGCACAUCCAUGUGAUCUCGACAGCAACGACGCAUAUAUUUGGGGCGCUCCUUGGGGUAGCUCUGGCGGGAAAGACAUCGACAAGAGCAUGAAUGCCUUUGCGCAAGGUGUGAAGGGAGCAAAGGAGCUGAAAUCGAUUCCUCGGUUUGGUUUCGCUAUGCUUCCGUCGAAUGCGGGUGUGAUCCUCUUCACACCUCUUGACAAUCUGAAAUAUACAGAACUGCUGCUUUUGAGCUACGAACUGUUCCACGACUGAGCUCUUGUGCGCGCAGUUCGAAGGUGACUAUCUUUGAGAUGUCCAAGUGAUGCCUAGGGCAGCUCUUCUCACAAAAACCGAUCCAAAAUGAACGGUGUGUCCAGGAUCGUCACGGA
This is a messenger RNA of Cladocopium goreaui, 934 nucleotides long. Lineage: Eukaryota; Dinophyceae; Suessiales; Symbiodiniaceae. The record is from the annotation of a GenBank genome assembly.